Messenger RNA from Penicillium riverlandense, 1113 nucleotides. RefSeq lists its product as uncharacterized. The transcript has a single exon. NCBI's taxonomy places the organism in Eukaryota, Fungi, Ascomycota, Eurotiomycetes, Eurotiales, Aspergillaceae. The record is from RefSeq and is a predicted model, not a curated record. Gene Ontology annotation, cellular component: nucleus. Gene Ontology annotation, biological process: positive regulation of transcription by RNA polymerase II. Gene Ontology annotation, molecular function: transcription cis-regulatory region binding; DNA-binding transcription factor activity. The coding region runs from base 1 to 1113 and encodes 370 amino acids.
AUGGACAGCCCCGUCAACCCAUGGAGAAGUAUCAUCUUGCCGAUCGCCCAACAAUCGGCCUGUCUGAGACUGUCAAUACUCAGCCUUGCAGCGACGCAUUUGUCUGUCACCUCUGGUGGGGAUCCUGAGCAAGCAUCGGCGCUUGUGCAGGUCAACCACAGUCUUCGAGAUGCCAGUCUUCGGGCAUUGAACCGCACAAUACGCUCAGAACUCCACCGUAGCCCAACAGCAGCAGGAGAUAAUGGUGGAACCUCAUCCUUGACAGAAAUGCUUGCCACUAUGUUGGUUCUCUGCUACGGGGAGAUGUUUGUUCCAAACUCGACAGACUGGAAGCUCCACCUGCGCGCUUGUCGCACCAUCAUCGACAGACAUAAACUACAAAACCGACAAAGAGAACUCCAAGACCCUGUCGCACAAUUUCUGCUGAAAGAAGUGGGUGAUGUGGAGGCCUUCGGCAGCUUCUCGGCAUUUUCAAGAGAGCCAAAUCCCAUGGCUGUCGUGCGGCCGCCCACAAUGAUCGAUGGCCAGUUCUGGACCUUUACAGACUUGAUAUUUGAAAUAACAGCGGCAGAAAGACAUCGUUACGAUAUUCUACAAAAGGGCCAAGGACUUCCCGAGGUAGAUAUGAGUACCUGGCGCACCAAACUCGAGCAGGCUUCCGAGCGGGCGUUGACGGGACUCAGUCUUCUCUCUGCAAGAGAAGCAUCCUCACGAGAGCACUUUGAAGCCGUUAUCCGGGCUCACUACUAUUGUCUUCUCAUCUACAGCUACCAGGCCCUAGCAUCUCCGAUGGAAGCAGCACGGAAUAUAAGUCCGCUCAUGGGUCUUCUGUUUCUUGAAAUCCAGAACCUCACUGAAGGUCCAGCACAUCAUUUUUCUCACGAUGUGUUCUUCCCUCUUUUCAUAGCGGGCACCGAGUCCCAGGAAGAUGAGGAGCAUCAGAGUCUACUUCAGUCACUGUUUAUUCGAUCUAUUUCCACGACUGGGGUGUGGUGCAAUCACGCUGCGCUGCAGUUUCUGCGUGCCUUCUGGGCAAGGCCGGAAAGUACUGGGAACUGGAUACAAUUUGCCCGAGAAAAUGAGCAGGAGUUGAGCCCUUUUCUUAUCUUCUGA